AUGGUUGGGGUGCCAGGUCGGUCCAAAGGAUGUAAAACAUGCAGGCGACGAAAAAUUAAGUGUGAUAUGCAAGAACCACAAUGUGGACAAUGCAGAAAAAGCAGCCGUCAGUGCGAGGGCUUCAAGAAGGAAAUUGCAUUUAUUCACCGCACGCCCCAGGGACUUCUUCGGAAGGGCGAAGAACGAUCCCAGAAGCCUGCUCCUUGGGAGACUCCGGUGUCCAGUGGCCAGGAUCAAAGUGGGGUGACUUCUAUAUGGGUCGUGAAUAUGCCUCCACAGCCUAAUUGUGCUUCGAUCUAUCUUGACGGAAUGUUAAAUACAUUCCUUCGCGCUUAUCUACCCUCUUCAUCGAUUCUAAAACCAACUCAACACGCCAAUAAAAUCACAACUCCGGCAGCAUCCUGGAUGCGUGUCGCAAUUACUCUCCCCAAUCGUGGAUCACUUCUCACUGUCGCCUUGCGGGCUCUUUGUAUGACAAAAACAGCGAGAGAGAUCGGUGACCAGGUAUUACUGAGACAAGGUAUGACUGAACAUGGUCGAGGUUUGCGGAUGUUGCAGCAUGUAAUCAACGACAAAAACAAAGCAAUAUUAGACGAAACGCAGGCGGCUAUACGAGUGUUGGCAACGUAUGAGCUGCACGAGGGAACGAUUGGAAGUAUCGCCGGUUGGACAAGUCAUCAAGAAGCGGUUGAUCAGAUAGUCCAGUUGAGAGGGUCAAGCUACAGUGAAUAUGAAAGUGAGCUAGCUUAUGCGUUGCUUGCAGAAACCAGAAGAAGCGCAAUGAUGCGUGGCCUUCAAUUCUUCAAGGCCUCUUUCUUGGGUGAAGACCGAUGGUGUGCCGAGCCCUGGGGAGACAAACCAAAAGAUUAUGUCCAACAAUUAUAUGACAUUGGAUUGGUCCUGCCAUUCAUAUUCGAAGAGCUGAGAGAGAUAAAAGACCUGCGUAAAGACCCGCGACGUGAACAAAUCCAGCAAAGAUGUCAGCGCAUCGACAGCCGUUUCCACGCCUGGCACGAUAACCUCCUAAAUAUUUUCUCUGUUCUACCGUACUGCGAGCAGCCCGCAGAGCUGAUAUCACGCUCUGCCGACAUCUCGCCGGGCACAUUUACGACCUCGUUUGACUUCCUCAACCUCCACGUCGCCGACGCCAUGGCCUUCUUCUGGUCCUUGCGCAUCCUCUUGCACGCCAUUUCACGUGGCCUCUCAAUUGCUCAGGGCGCCGUGACCCAAGACAGCGAUGCAGAAAUUAUGAGCUGUGCCUGUAAUAUCGCCAAGUCAGUCCCGUAUUUCACGCAACUGACAACCGGGUUUCAGGGUAUGCAAUGGCUCAUAUUUCCUUUGAAGACAGCUUUGUCGGCCUUUCGGCAGUUGGGAUGGCACAAUGAAUGGCAAUGGACCAAGGAUGUCCUUGUGGCCAUGAAAAAUAGAGGAUUUCGUUAUGGAGAAGAUAUUGUGGAGCUUCACUGGGGGAAACGGGAUAUUCAAGGUUAA
Molecule: messenger RNA, 1491 nt
Organism: Penicillium angulare
Lineage: Eukaryota; Fungi; Ascomycota; Eurotiomycetes; Eurotiales; Aspergillaceae
Product: Zn(II)2Cys6 transcription factor
Exons: 3
Coding region: 1-1491 (496 amino acids)
Biological process (GO): regulation of DNA-templated transcription
Molecular function (GO): DNA-binding transcription factor activity, RNA polymerase II-specific; zinc ion binding
Source: RefSeq, a predicted model, not a curated record